Molecule: messenger RNA, 1061 nt
Organism: Thunnus maccoyii (southern bluefin tuna)
Lineage: Eukaryota; Metazoa; Chordata; Actinopteri; Scombriformes; Scombridae
Product: myosin-10-like
Exons: 9
Coding region: 22-1026 (334 amino acids)
Molecular function (GO): protein binding
Source: RefSeq, a predicted model, not a curated record
CUAAAGAGGUGAUAUUUCACAAUGAGGCGUGCUGCAGCUUUUCUGGCGUUGCUGCUCUGUCUGUACUGGACGAGGGCUCAGGGUGAGAGUGGAGGGCUGACAGAGAAUGAUGUCACUAAGACAGAUGUUCAGUCUGAGAUCCUGAGUGUUAAAGCAACCAGUGAUCAGACUAACAUCACCCCUGAUAUCUGGGCUGAGCUGAAGGAGCUGAGAGACAUGGUGGUCCAACACAGUGUGGAGCUGAAGAAGAUGGAGAAGCUGGAGCAAGAGAAUACAGCCAUACAGGCCAGACUGACAGCCAGUGAAAUCAAGAAUGCAGUUUUGGAGGCCAGAAUGACCGCCAGUGACAACAAAGUGGAGGAGCUCGAGAGAGAGAACACAGAUCUUCUAGCCAGAGUAACAGCAACAGAAAAUAAGAGCACAGUCUUGGAGGCCAGAAUGAACGCCAGUGACAACAAAGUGGAGGAGCUCCAGAGAGAGAACACAGAUUUGAAGGCCAGAUUGAACACUGCUGAAAAUGUGGUGGAGGAGCUCAAGAGGGAGAACACCGUGUUGGAGGCCAGAAUGAGCUCCAAUGAGCUCCAGGUGGAGGAGCUCAAGAGAGAGAAUGCAGAUCGACCAAAGGUGGCGUUUUCUGUCGGCCUUACUGACGCAGGAGCAGUUGGACCCUUCAAUACUGCCAUCACACUUAAGUUCAGUAAAAUUUUCACCAACAUCGGCCAGGCUUAUAACCCAACUACAGGUGUCUUUACAGCCCCAGUCAGAGGAGCCUACUCCUUCAGAUUCCAUGGGUUUGAAACACGGUCUUCACAUUGGAUGGGUAUUGAACUGUAUCACAAUAACAAGAGAAUCACUGUUAGUUAUGAUAUAAAUGACAACCAUGGUUAUGUCUCUGUGUCUCAUGGGUUUAUUCUCCAACUGGAAAAGGGAGAUAUGAUCUAUCUGGUUCUCCCCUCAAACUACAUUGUUUUUGAUAAUGACUAUAAUGGUACCACUUUUAGUGGAUUCCUACUUUUUGCUAUGUGAGGUCUGCUGUAAAAACAACACAGUUGAUUACAUGA